Molecule: messenger RNA, 4998 nt
Organism: Monascus purpureus
Lineage: Eukaryota; Fungi; Ascomycota; Eurotiomycetes; Eurotiales; Aspergillaceae
Source: the annotation of a GenBank genome assembly
CUUGUAGAUAUAGGAACACGCCCUCAUCUGCUUUUGCAAGUUCUGGUAACCCGUCUCAACGUAUUCCCUGCAUAUGCAUUGAUCUGUUCUCAAUCUCGACAUACCAGGCCUUCAUUGCAGCUUGUGGUGUUCUGUUUGCGACCCUUGGGGUCUACUAUCACCAUGGAUGACCUGAGCGGGCUCAGCUGGUCUUCCAACCAAAAUGAUGCGAAGAAACCUCCCAUGAGCUCUGGCAUGCUGUUUCCGACUUCACGUUUAGGUGGCACUUCAGGUAGAUCCACCCCGGCGUCCAUCUCCUCAGGCCCGUCGAUCUCGCCGUCGAAACCUGCAACACCAGCGGGUGAUAGUUUCGCAAACCUCGUCUCGUUUGGCUCGUCAACUGCCGACAAGAACCUUUCUCUCCAGGAGCGACAGAGGAGGCUGCAAGCAGAAAGGGCCAACAAGGAAGCGGAGAGAAAGAGCCAACUUGAAGCGCAGUAUGGGGGGCAGAAUUCCCACUUCUGGGAGGCUUUAGAGCACGGUGGAAGCAGAUCAACUGGCGUUACCUCUCCGUCUACAAAUACAGCAAUCCAGUCCGAUGACGAUGAUAUCCUUGCCGCCUUCAAUGCCUCCGCACCCGUCGAUGCCUCAACGCACUUCCCUGCCCCUAGCCCUAGUCCUUCGCCGCGGCCCGAAUCGACUGCUUUACCGAAACCUUCCAACGGAGCAAGUCCAUUCAGCCAAGAUGAUGGGAUGGUAUUUCUCGAUGACGAUGACCCUUUUGGUCUCUCUCAGUUGAAGCAGAAGUCAAUCCCGGCACCUCAGCCCUCUCAGAAUGACGACGAUGAUUUCCUUGGUCUGCUUGGAAAACCAGUCUCAGAGAUACCUCGGCCAGAACCGAAGGGUAAUACUCCUGAGCCAUUCGGUGAUGAACGUCGCAGUCCAUCCCCACCAAAGCCUUCGGAAAGCGUGGAUCGGGCAAUCGCAGAGCUAGUGGAUAUGGGAUUCCCUGCAGACAAAGUCAAACAGGCUCUACGAACAACUGAUACGGGAACCAAUGUUCAGGCCGCCGUUAGCUGGCUUCUUACGCAAGCUCAUGCCGAAUCUCGACAAAAGACUAGAGAAAAAACGGGUGCCAACAACAACCACUCUGACCGUAUGGUGCAGGAAGAGAGGCGGCAUCGUGAGGUCCCACCGUGGAUGAAGGAGCAAAGAUCGUAUGCAUCCAGAGGCCAUGACGAUGGUCGAGUACCCUCGCCUGCAGACAAGGAUCCUGCCCAGUUUGCCGCCGCCUUCGGCAACAACUUGUUGAAAACAGCGAAUGCGCUGUGGAAAAGCGGAAGCAAGAAAGUCCACCAAGUGGUCAGCGAGUUGAAUGCCGACUAUGAUUCCAACCAACCGCGGUGGAUGAGAGAAGCCAGUCCAAGGCCAGAGCUAUCCUCGAGGGAACGUCAGCAGGCUCCUCCUACACAGGGCAAACCUGGAACCUUGACGGAUGAAGCCCUCCUCCUUGAAUCACAACCACCAGGACCUUCCCGAGCUUCAACGCGACAUAUGGAUGGGGCUCGUUCUAGAGUUGGCAGCAGUCCUUUCCGGAACCAGCCUUCUCCCAUCACUGAGAGGCGGAUACCACAACCUCAGUCGAUGCCUCAGCAAAAUAUUUUCCCGCCGAAGGAUCCCAAAUCUCGCUUAACCAAAACUGCAGUCGAGGAGCAAUCCGCACAGGCAUACGUCAGCCCGGCCAGAAGGAGAAGACCUACGCCUCAACCCGCGGCAUCUAAACCGGAUGCAGACUUGUUGCAGACAUCCACACCUGCUACUCAACCUAGACCUCCAAACCUACGAGCGCAACCACCGCCAGCAUCAUCGAAGCCCCCUCAGAAAUUACCCCAACGACCAAAAGCGCCUCCUCGGAACAUCUCCGAACUAUCCCAAGCAGUUCUUGCAUCCGUACAUAGACAUCGGGAGAAAGGAUCAGAGGCCUACAAAAGGGGUGAUUAUGCUGCCGCUCAUGAGUCUUUCACAGCUGCACUCUCGGCAUUACCCAACAAGCAUCCUAUCACCAUCAUCAUCUGUAGCAAUCGUGCUUUGACAUCCCUGAAAAUAGGUGAAGCUAAGACUGCUGUGAGUGAUGCGGACACGAUGUUGGAAAUAAUAGGUCCUGCAAAGGGUGAGGCAGAGACAAUUGAUCUCCGAAACGGAGAGCCUGCUAAACCCAUGAAGGACUUCUUUGGCAAAGCCUUGAUGCGCAAAGCGGAAGCCUUGGAGCAACUAGAACGAUGGGCAGAUGCAGCGAAGGCUUGGAGACAAGCUGUAGAAGCAGGAUUCGGAGGAAGCACCAGUAUCCAAGGCCGCAACAGAUGUGAGCGAGCUGCCGGUAUUAGCAAGCCUGCAACAAAGCCUUCAGCUCCGGUGAAGAAGCCAGCACCCAAGAAACCACCAACCGCAUCGGCUGCACCGACCGCGAAUUCGGAAGCCGUUAGUCGUCUGCGGGAGGCUAAUAAAGCUGCUGACCGUGCUGAUGAAGAAAAGUUCGUCCUCUCCGAAAGUGUGGAUGCACGAGUGGCAGCAUGGAAGAACGGGAAACAAGACAACCUACGUGCGCUCCUGGGUAGUCUAGACACCGUUCUAUGGCCCGAGUCGGGGUGGAAGAAGGUUAACAUGUCGGAGUUAAUUAUGCCCCAUAAAGUGAAGAUACAGUAUAUGAAGGGGAUUUCGAAGGUGCAUCCGGACAAGAUACCUACGAACGCAACUACAGAGCAACGGAUGAUUUCGGGCGCUGUGUUCGGUAUUCUGAACGAGGCUUGGGAUAAGUUCAGGCAAGAAAACAAUCUCUAGCCUCAUUUCGUAUUCUUCGGAAUAUGGCGAUUCCCUAGAUCAUGUUCUCUCACAAGAUGAUCCCCUUCAUAUUUGUUUCUAUUAUUCUUCUUACAUCUUCAUGCCACCUCUACGAAGCUGCUGUUAGUCUUAACCACCUCUAUUGACUAAGGGCCCCUUCGUUCCUCUUUGAUUCGAUAUGACUGGUGUCCAGGUAGCGUGCUAUUAUAUAAUGUAUACAGUGUCUGCAUCAUGCUAGAUUGUAGGUAUGUUUUCACAAGCUUUCAUUGUGAAGUUGUUGGGAUACUUGUCUAUCGCGUUUCCCAUUGUUGGGAUAGCAUCUAGAUAUCUUCUUAAUUUCAAUAGAGAACUUGAAGUAAACAUAAUGCUGUACUGGCAAAAAAAAAGCUCAACCCGCCAGAUCUCAGAAGACCGUUCAAUGCACACCAACAACACCACUCGGGGUAUAUGCUUCGAUUCUAUCUGGUAAACAAUAACGACAACAACGACAAAAGGAACUUCACUUGUUUCCUGAGUCUAAAACUAGGGAUAAUGAUUCCUUUCGUAUUCAUGCCUCAUCAAUCCCGGUUUGUUCGGGAGCGCUCUUUUCUUCCUUCUCCGGUUGCUUGUUCUUGUCCCGUUGCGCCUUCGCCUCACGUUUCAUUUGUGUCUUGCUCUUCGGCUUCGCAUUCUGGGAAGCAGUUUCCGUGGAAUUUGAUGGCCAGGCCUGUUGACACUUCAGCUCAUCCUCCUCAGACCAGUCGCGGGGUAGGACCGCGAAAACAAGAUAUGAUGUGUGUGUCUUUAGGUCCAACUCGGAACGGUGGACUAGGCGACCAAGUUUGUGGGGCGGGGUUGUAUUCUUUCGGUUGGGCUUGGGGUUGGGGUUUUGCGGAGAAGGCCUUGAUUUCGCGAGAGCAGCAUCGGCAGGGGUCUCUGUAUCAUUGUCUUGCUGGGGGUUUUUAUCCGUCGUUCCCUUCUCCUUAUCUUCUUGCUCCUCUUGUUCUUUAGCUAUCGGCGCGGACUUCUUGUAAUUCUCGUCUCGGAAUCGGUCAUGAAAAGCUCUCGCGCGUUCUUCUACAACACGGGCUUUGGUGAUUGCUUCAUCGACAGAUUUGGGAAAUAUGACCGCCCCACGUAUACCUUCGGCGUCCAGACCUGUUAUCUCCCGUUUCACUUCAAUGCGACGGUGUUGCACUUCAACCAUUGAUAUCAUGAGCCAGCCUAGUUGGCGCAUGGCGCUUAUGGUUCGUUGCACUUGCUCGAGACAUGGGGAGAAUGUACAGAUGUGUAUGGGAGAUAAGGGGUCAAGAGGUGACUCGGAUCCAGAAGACGGCUUGCGUACAAGGUGUUUCAGAGCUAGCCAGGGUGCAGGAAGGUCAAGGAAGACCGCAUUCGCUUUGGGUGAAGCCCCCGUUGUUGGGUCGCCCAAGAGAAAGCCAUCAUUGUAUACAUCGCGGUGGGUCACCUGCACAAUACCAUCAAGUCCAUGCUGUUUGAUUUCUUCUGUAACCUUUCCCGCGCGUUGCUGGUGAAAUUCGAAGCUGCACACCUUUCCUAGUCUCCGUCGUUUGGUAGCCGGUUCGUAUGCAGGAUAGCCAUUGAAUACUGCUCGAGCAGCGGCAUGCGUGAACGAACCACUUCCUGAUCCGGCUUCAAUGAUGGUACUUCCAGGCCGUACACGCAAUCUCUCUAGUAUAUAACUGUAGUCGGGCGCAUACACGACCUGCGUCCGGUGUGGGAGGGAUGCGGUCCACGAUUCGGGCGUAGGGCAAAUAAGGUGAAGAAAACCGCUGGAAGCCUGGACUGGUGCCUUAGGAGAUAGCUGUCCUUCCUCCAGCUCGUCAGCUUUACGCUUUUGGCCCUUCGCUGGUCUGCGACCUCGGGAUCCCGUGUCGACCUUCGAUGCGGCAAGUUGCGAGCCCCACGGCUGAUUCAAAAGCGUGCUGUGCGGAAACGAGCCGUAUCGUGUGUUCGUCACUUUCCCUUCAUCGUAUCCUAGCUGCUCGUCGUCGUGGGUUCGUAGGAUCGUUGGGAUGAUAUCGUCUCGGCGCAGUUGGAGGAGAGCGAGACUGUCAGGUCGCGACUGCAAACUUGGUGUUAGGAACGGAGACUGCAUUGUCCGAUAGGAUCCGUGCGCAAAUGCCUCGUGCAGCGGGCAGUGAACAGAUAUGUUAUUUUCUCGGGGAUUUUCGAGACAAC